CGCGCUUCCGGGUUGACAGCCGCGGCGUCCGGAGCUGGAGCGUAGUGGCGGCGGGGGCGGGGAUCGGUGACGGGCCCGGUUAGUGCCCUCUGAGCAGCCGGGUGGACUGACCGUAGCAGGACCCCGCCGGGCGGCCCUGACAGAUUUAAGCCUCUUCAGAGGCUUCUGGAGAAAAUGGCUGACACAACCCCAGAGCCUUCUGGGCAGCUUAUUGUACACUCAGACACUCACAGUGACGCUGUCCUGGCCAGUCUUGAGGAUCAGAGGAAGAAGGGCUUUCUUUGUGAUAUUACUUUAAUCGUGGAGAAUGUGCAUUUCCGAGCCCAUAAAGCCUUACUGGCCGCCAGUAGCGAGUAUUUCUCAAUGAUGUUUGCGGAAGAGGGCGAGAUUGGCCAGUCCAUCUAUAUGCUGGAAGGCAUGGUCGCAGACACCUUUGGUAUCCUGCUGGAAUUUAUCUAUACAGGCUAUCUACAUGCCAGUGAGAAAACGACAGAACAAAUUCUGGCUACUGCUCAGUUCUUAAAAGUCUACGACCUGGUAAAGGCGUACACAGACUUUCAGAAUAACCAUAGCUCCCCAAAACCACCGGCUUUGAACUGCACUGGGACGCCAGUGGUCGUUAUUUCCAAUAAGAAGAAUGAUCCUCUGAAACGGAAACGGGGGAGGCCAAGAAAAGCCAGCAGUUUGCAGGAAGGGAAAUCAGAACUAGCGGCAGAGGGGGAGAUGCAGCUAAGAGUGAACAAUUCGGUUCAGAAUAGGCAAAACUUUGUGUUCAAAGAGGAAGACAGUGUCAAGUUGAACGAACAAGCUUCAAAAGAAAAGGAAUGCGAGCCUGCCGGCGAGCCCGGAGCAGUGGAGGAGAUGCCCGCCGAAAAGGACGAGAACUUUGACCCCAAGGCUCGGGAUGGACAGGAUGCCCAGAGCAGGUACAGCAAGCGGAGGAUUCGCAGGUCUGUCAAGCUUAAAGAUUACAAACUUACUGGAGAUGAAGAUGACCACAGUACUGCCAAGAGGAUUUGUGGGAGAAAAAGGGGCCCCAGCGGCCCCGAGGCCCGGUGUAAAGACUGCGACAGAGUCUUUAAAUAUAACCACUUCUUAGCAAUCCACCAGAGACGCCACACUGGGGAGCGACCCUUCAAAUGCAAUGAGUGUGGAAAGGGGUUCGCUCAGAAGCACUCCUUGCAGGUCCACACCCGGAUGCAUACGGGGGAGCGGCCGUACACCUGCACCGUGUGCAGCAAGGCGCUGACCACCAAGCACUCCCUGCUAGAGCACAUGAGCCUGCACUCAGGACAGAAGUCUUUUACCUGUGACCAGUGUGGAAAAUAUUUCAGCCAGAAAAGACAGCUAAAGAGCCAUUAUCGAGUCCAUACAGGCCACUCACUACCUGAAUGCAACCACUGCCAUCGAAAGUUUAUGGAUGUGUCCCAGCUAAAGAAGCAUCUGCGGACGCACACAGGUGAGAAGCCAUUUACUUGUGAAAUUUGUGGGAAAUCUUUCACUGCAAAGAGUUCCCUUCAGACCCACAUCAGAAUCCACCGAGGAGAAAAGCCGUACUCCUGCAGCAUCUGUGGCAAAUGCUUCUCUGACUCCAGUGCCAAGAGGAGACACUGCAUCCUACAUACGGGCAAAAAGCCUUUCUCCUGCCCCGAGUGCAGCUUACAGUUUGCUCGCCUAGACAAUUUGAAGGCUCACUUGAAAAUCCACAGCAAAGAGAAGCACACCUCAGACUCCAGCAGUGUUUCUGGCAGCAAUGCUGAUGAGGUCCGGAACAUUCUUCAGCUGCAGCCGUACCAGCUCUCCACCUCAGGAGAGCAGGAGAUUGAGCUUCUCGUAACUGACUCUGUGCAUAACAUCAGCUUCAUGCCCGCGCCCAGCCAGGGUGUCGGCAUCGUCGCUGCUGAAGGCUCCCAGAAUGGGGCCACAGACACCGCAGCCAACAUCACCCUGCUCACACAGCAGCCGGAGCAGCUCCACAGCCUGAUCCUCACAGCUCAGCAGGAGCCGGCAGAGCACAUGCAGAGCCUGGGUCUGAUUGGUGGCCAGAUGGAGUCCUCCCAGACUGAGCCAGUGCAUGUCAUCACCCUCUCCAAGGAAACGCUGGAGCAUCUCCACGCUCACCAAGAGCAGACACCCAGCUCAGUCCCUGCAGCUGACGCGGGAGCCAGAGCCACCCCGCCCCCGUCCGCUAGGCCAGGAGCAGAGCUGACCCAGGCGCCUCUGACCGUUCCGCUGGAACCUUCCCCUGGAGCAACAGUGGCAGUGGCCCUUUGGGCCAUCAUCUUACAGAUCCUUAAAGAUGUGACCCAGCCAUUCUUUAUCCUGGGCUCCUAUCAGGGCAGAAUCCGCCUUAUCUCUUUUUGGUUUUUCGAGACAGGGUUUCUCUGUAUAGCCCUGGCUGUCCUGGAACUCACUCUGUAGACCAGGCUAGCCUCGAACUCAGAAAACUGCCUGCCUCUGCCUCCCAAGUGCUGGGAUUAAAGGCAUGUGCCACCAC
Molecule: messenger RNA, 2497 nt
Organism: Apodemus sylvaticus (European woodmouse)
Lineage: Eukaryota; Metazoa; Chordata; Mammalia; Rodentia; Muridae
Gene: Zbtb24
Product: zinc finger and BTB domain containing 24
Biological process (GO): regulation of transcription by RNA polymerase II
Cellular component (GO): nucleus
Molecular function (GO): protein binding; RNA polymerase II cis-regulatory region sequence-specific DNA binding; DNA-binding transcription factor activity, RNA polymerase II-specific
Source: RefSeq, a predicted model, not a curated record